Molecule: messenger RNA, 1653 nt
Organism: Cucurbita moschata (crookneck pumpkin)
Lineage: Eukaryota; Viridiplantae; Streptophyta; Magnoliopsida; Cucurbitales; Cucurbitaceae
Exons: 3
Coding region: 418-1458 (346 amino acids)
Cellular component (GO): cytoplasm
Source: RefSeq, a predicted model, not a curated record
GUUUAAUUUUCUUCCCAUUUCUUGUGAGCAUUCAAACAAAAGAAUUAUGUAUUGUGAGUUGAACUCCAUUCGCUUCUAAAAGAAACUGGAGCAUAAUCAUCCCUAUAAAUACCAAUGGGCAGCACAGUGUUUGAAAUUUCUCUCCCGUAGGUGUCGUGCUGUGAGUAAUACGUCAAUUCGAUCUCUGCUCGACUUCCCUCUUCAAAGCUUGGAAGUGUAUUUAUCUGUUCUUGAUGGAUCGUUUGACUCUCCUGCACACAGAUCUGGUCAGUUGCUUCCACCUUUCGUCCUAAAAUUGAUUUAAUUUGAUGAUCGUUUAAGGAAUCAAUCAUCCAAUAGCAUCAACUUUCCAUUUCGCUUUUCGGGUAUGUUCAAUUCAUUCCCGUCUCGAUACCCAUCGCCUAGAUUUGUGAUAUCAUGAGCAAUUUUUCAUAUGGGUCCUCCAGCCCCAACCCCUUCAAUGCAUAUACAAGAGGCGAUUUCGACUUAGAAUCUGGAGGAACCCUAAAAAGAAUUCGAAAGACCAAAAGUUCCCCAAUCUAUCUCGUUAGAAUGUUCAAAUCUGUUAGUAACCGGAUCCACUACUAUUACAAGCUGCAUCCGGUUGUAGUUUUGUUCAUCUGUUUGUCAAUUGGAGUUACACUUCUGUUAAUCCUGUCUGUGUAUGAAAACCACUAUCGAAUGACCAAUUAUUACGAGAAAUUGAAUGUAAAUUCGGAGGGAUUCCCAUUUCCGAAGCUUCAGAAUCUUGUAAUGGUUGCGGGUCAUUCGGUUUAUGUAAGCAGUAGCUGUGAGAAGGUUGAGAAGGAAGAUUCAUGGGUUUUGGAGUCGUAUCAGAAGCAUCCAGGCCAAGCUGCUACGUUUAUUUCACAUAUUAAAGAGGGAAUUGAGACUGCAGCGAGGGAUGAUGCUGCAUUGUUGCUGUUUAGUGGUGGAGAGACUAGAAAAAAUGCUGGUCCUCGAAGUGAGGCACAGAGUUAUUGGGCUGUUGCUGAAUCUCAACAAUGGUUUGGGAAGAAGGAGAAUGUGAGGUCAAGAGCACUCACAGAGGAGCAUGCCAGGGACAGCUUUGAGAAUCUCCUAUUCAGCGUUUGUCGGUUCCGGGAGCUAACUGGAAAAUACCCUCAAAACAUUACCGUGGUAAGCUACGAUUUUAAAGAGAAGAGAUUUGCAAAUUUGCAUAGGUCUGCCAUUAACUUUCCGAAACCAAGGUUCUUCUACGCUGGCACACCAGCUUCAAUGACAUCGAAAGAAGCUGCUCUAAAAGGCGAAGCAUUGGUACGAGCUCAGUUCCAAGACGAUCCCUUUGGAUGCCAAGGUGCCCUCUACCGCAAAAAGCUUGGAAGAGACCCUUUUCAUCGGUCGAUACCUUAUCCAAACGGAUGUCCCGAGAUUGCUGGGCUUUUCAAAUAUUGUAGAGCAGCUCCAUAUCCGGGAUCCCUGCCGUGGACUGUAUGAGGUGUAUCGGCAUGAUUUCAGUAGGACGGAGUAGUUAUACUGUGGACCAAUGGUUUUGCCUAAACAACCAGGUUAGAUCUAACAUUCUUAAUGUGAACACAACACAAACACAAGGUGCUAUUCUAAUGGAUGGCUUGAUAUAAAGAGAUGAAAACGUGAAAUUUGUUGGAGAAGAUUAUGUAGGAUUUAGUGUUU